Molecule: messenger RNA, 787 nt
Organism: Papaver somniferum (opium poppy)
Lineage: Eukaryota; Viridiplantae; Streptophyta; Magnoliopsida; Ranunculales; Papaveraceae
Product: lachrymatory-factor synthase-like
Exons: 2
Coding region: 36-635 (199 amino acids)
Source: RefSeq, a predicted model, not a curated record
ACAAAUUUCUAUUUAUUCGGUGUGCUACGCAUUAAAUGUACCCCUUGCACAUGCAAUGGAGCCUUGGAUAUCAUGGUAAUAUGAGGUGUCUCUUGCGGUCAACAAUCUCAAAAGCAUCCCAGGAAACAGCUGAAGAACAGAAAUGGAAGGGGAAGGCAACUACCAAUCUAAAAGACUUAACAGCAGAAGAAGUAUGGCCUUUCUUUGAGGAUUUCCUCAGCAUACACAAGUGGUUACCAGGAGUUGACGCAUGUAGCUUAGUUGAAGGAGUAUCUGGAGAACCAGGCUGUGUCCGGUACUGUACUGGCACUGCCGUUCCAACAGACGGUGGUGAAGAAUCAGUGAUUAGUUGGGUGAAGGAGAAGUUGUUAUCUAUUGAUCCGGUUGAACGGUGCAUAAGUUACGAAGUGAUCGAAGGGAACGUUGGGUUUGAAUCAUACAUAGCAACCAUCAAGAUUUCCUCCGGCUCUGAGGAUACCCAAGAGAAUGGUCAAAGUGGGUCGAUGAUUGAGUGGGGAUAUAUUGUUAAUCCGAUCCCAGGGUGGAAAUCUGAGGAUUUGGCUUCUUAUAUUGAUUCUAUUUUGCAUACCAUGGUUAAGAGAAUGGAAGAAGCACUGCUUCAGGCUAAGUCGUAGUACGACUUUUGUUGUUUUAACUUAAGUUUUCACUUGUGCAUUACCUGGUCCUGAAAUAGCAUAGGAAUUUGAAUGUAAUAACAUAGACAUUCCUAUUAUCUUCUUUUGAACAUGAGUAUAAUGGUUGGUGUCAAAUCAUUUCUUAAUUCUUA